AUUUUGUGAUAAAUCAGAAAAAAAAACAAAGAAAAAAAAUAAAUCUAUGGCUGUUUUGCUAUGGUUAUUAAUCUUAUCUGCAAUUCAUGCAGUAACACUAGCACAACAAAGGCAGUUUAAUAUAACUCUUGGCUCUUCUCUAACACCUACUGCCAAUUCAUCAUGGUUUUCACCAACCAGGCGCUUUGCCUUUGGAUUUUAUGAACAAAACAAUGGCUACGCUGUUGGAAUCUCAAUCGUCAGUAUGCCUAACAAGACAGCAGUGUGGACAGCAAACAGGAACAGUCCUGUUGUCCCGAGCAACGCUGUCUUGCUCUUAAAUAAUGAUGGAAGGCUCAUUGUGCAAGUAGGAAGCCAGGAAAACUCUGUCAUC
Solanum tuberosum (potato) is the source of this 373-nucleotide messenger RNA. RefSeq names its product G-type lectin S-receptor-like serine/threonine-protein kinase RLK1. The record is from RefSeq and is a predicted model, not a curated record. The annotation marks the transcript as partial. The transcript has a single exon. NCBI's taxonomy places the organism in Eukaryota, Viridiplantae, Streptophyta, Magnoliopsida, Solanales, Solanaceae.